Messenger RNA from Miscanthus lutarioriparius, 834 nucleotides. Lineage: Eukaryota; Viridiplantae; Streptophyta; Magnoliopsida; Poales; Poaceae. The record is from the annotation of a GenBank genome assembly.
AUGGACGUCCUCCUCUGCUGCUUCUGCGUGCUGCUUCUCCUGGCCUCCGCCGCGUCCGCCGCCAGCGAGCGGUGCGUUCGGCAGGGGAAGGCGGCCUACUCGCCCUCGCUCUCCCCGGUCCCUCAUCACGGUAGCAGCGGAGCGUGCGGGUACGGCGCCAUGGCUGCCGAGAUCAAUGGGGGCUUCCUCGCCGCCGGCGGGCCGAGGCAGCACCGCGGUGGGCUCGGCUGCGGCCGCUGCUUCCAGAUGAGAUGCCGAGACGCAAAGCUGUGCAGCUCCGGCGGAGUGCGGGUGGUGCUCACCGACUUCCACAGGAGCAACCGCACCGACUUCCUGCUCGCCGGGCCCGCCUUCGCGGCCCUGGCCAAGCCCGGGAUGGCCCAGGAGCUCAAAAGGCUAGAUGCCCUCUCCGUAGAGUACAAAAGGAUUCCAUGCGAGUACAAGGAGAAGAACCUGUCGAUCCGGGUGGAAGAAGCGAGCGACAAGACGCGGGGCAACCUGGUGGUGAAGCUGCUGUACCAGGGCGGCCAGACCGACAUCCUGGCAGUGGACGUGGCCCCCGUGGGGUCUUCGGCGGAGUGGCGGUUCAUGACGCGCGUGUACGGGCCCGUGUGGAGCACGCCGCGGGCCCCCGCCGGGCCGCUGCAGUUCCGGGCGGUGGUCACGGGCGGAUACGACGGCAAGUGGGUGUGGGCAGACCAGGAGGUGCUCCCGGCGGACUGGCGGCCGGGACAGGUCUAUGACACCGGCGUCCGCAUCGCCGACGUCGCCAGGGACGGAUGCCGGGGAUGCGCUGCCACCGCCGCCGGCGCCGCGAUGGACUACUGGAAGUGA